UCGCGUGCGUGUAGUGUCGCCGGUGCCUAGCGACGCUCACUAUGCCAGUGAACCAGUCUGUGAUUGCGGGUUGUGAUACUUCCAAGGGCUCGUAGCCACCAGCAUGGCGUUACCGCUAAGUUGUUCGAAGCGCGUCAAGGAGGUGCUGGUCGAACAGCACCUGGACAUCAUGGCCACGAAGAUUCUGGCCCCUGUGAAGACCGAGCGUCAAAUCUUGGAGAACUCGAUGCUGGAGGACGACCCCAACGCCAACUGCGCCAUCACUCAGGAGGAGAAGACGCGCCCCAGGUGGGGGCCGCAGCACAAGGGCGCACAGGAGCUAGCCAAUCUCUACAGCAAGGGAAAGCGGACCCAAGAAUGCAUUUGUGUGGGCAUUUGCAUUACCCUGAUGGUGGUCAACUUCUUCUUCAUAAUAUUCCAUGUCCGAAUGGACAAUUUGAGUACGAUUAUGGUGGCGGCGUUUUGCGGCAUUGUGACGGCGGAUUUUGGCUCGGGGCUAGUGCACUGGGCGGCAGAUACGUGGGGGUCGGUGGAACUUCCCGUCUUGGGCAAAAAUUUUUUGCGGCCGUUUCGCGAACACCACAUAGACCCGACUUCGAUCACUCGACAUGAUUUCAUCGAGACUAACGGAGACAAUUUUAUGGUGACCAUUCCGUUUUUGGCUAGGAUGGUUUGGGAUUUUUUGACGUUGCCUGCUGAUGGUGUCGAGAAGAAGUUCACGUGGAAUUGUUACGUGUUUCUGUUGGCCAUUUUUGUGGCAAUGACUAAUCAGAUACACAAGUGGUCGCACACCUACUUCGGCCUCCCCGCUUGGGUGGUAUGGCUGCAAGAGCACCACGUUAUCCUUCCCCGACGCCACCACCGCAUCCACCACGUGGCCCCUCACGAAACUUACUUCUGCAUCACCACCGGCUGGCUCAAUUGGCCGUUGGAAAAGUUGCGUUUUUGGAGCAUUUUGGAGAUUCUUAUUGAGCAAACGACAGGAUGUAAACCUCGAGCCGAUGACAUGAAGUGGGCGCAAAAGGGCACGUGAUAUUUUACAAUCUCAGGUCACACGAACUUUUUUUGUGUUUGGUUAUGAAUGAAUUUGUUUUGUUGUGAUUAAGUUAGUGUAGGUGGAGCAAAAACACUACGUGUCUGUGUAAUAAUUGCCAAAAGUUAAUUUAGUUUAUUAGGUAGGGUACGUAAUUAGAUAAUAUUUUGUACAGAUUUGGUGAUAAGUGAACAUCACGUUUUGUUCGAUUUAAUAAAAAAUACUUUGAAACAAGUGCCUGAUUUUAUGAUUGGACAACGAAUAUAAUGUGAUUACAUUUAUUAUUACACAAAUAUGUUUUUAUUAGUUUGUCUCGUAACUAAAGUUAAUCAUUAGGGACCAUGCAAUGGGCCUUGGGCCAAUUUUUUAAAUGUAUAGUUCUUACAGUUUAGCUUAUAAUUAGCUUUAAUUGUUGCUAAUUAUUAAUUUAUUUGAUCAAUUCUAUAGGUUUAUUAAAGCAUAAAGCUAGUCUUAAACACUCCAUACCAGGGAUAAUCUACAUGCACUACCAAAAUAUUUAUAGUACCUAAUUUAGGUGUAAUAUAGAACACGCUAAACACCCGGUAGGGUAAUAAUUGUACAACUUAUCUUAUGACUAGAUUAAAAGUUAUGACUUUUCACGAUUCAUUAACUACUUAUAUCUAGUUGUAUUCUUUUGUUUUUUGUUUCCAGUUAUUUAUUUACUUAAGGCUUAUAAUUAGCUGGCUCUGCGUUUUAUUCUAUUGGAUAAGCAGUCGUAAUAUAAGUCAUCGAACUAGUGAACAUAUGCUAGAAAUUACCCUAGAAAAUGGUAGUUCUUCAUCAAUACAGAGGUUACCAUAUAUUAUGUUCUGUGAUAAAAAAAAUGCAAUAAAACGCAGUUAUUUUUAUAAUUUCUGAACAAAAGUGCAACAGAAAUGUCUUGUAAUGAAAAUUCACAAGAUUGGUAUUUUAUAAUAUUUUGAAUUGAUGAAAUUAUUUUAUAUAAUAAAGUUGCUUGCAUUUUA
Molecule: messenger RNA, 2019 nt
Organism: Tribolium madens (black flour beetle)
Lineage: Eukaryota; Metazoa; Arthropoda; Insecta; Coleoptera; Tenebrionidae
Gene: Kua
Product: plasmanylethanolamine desaturase
Exons: 4
Coding region: 104-1033 (309 amino acids)
Molecular function (GO): oxidoreductase activity
Source: RefSeq, a predicted model, not a curated record